AUGUCCUUCUUCGUGAACGAGUUCAUCAUCAACCCUGUUCUUCGCCAAGCACGACGUUUAUCUGAGGCAUCUCGCUCCUCGACCCAAGCUACCGCUACCGCUACUAUUACUACUGCUGCUGCUGCUGCUGCUGCUGCUACUACUACUACUACUACUACUACUACUACUACUACUACUACUGCCGGUGGUGGUGGCGGGGCGGCCUACUCCCCGGACCCUGUACUUGACGAUAGUAGCAACCAACCCACCGACUAUUAUGCUUCCCCGCUCAGCAACUCGGCAAUCUCCUGCCCCGAUUCGCAGCAGAUGACGAACCAAGAAUCCAUCACGAGCCCAAUGACGCCCACCGUCGACGACGGCUUCCCGCGGGACCAUCUCGGCUUCCCCUUGAGUCCCCAGCAGAGAAGCAGCAGCCAGAUACCCGAAGAUGACGGCAUGAGAGCUCUCCGGACCCGGGUCCACUCCAUCCACGCUCGCGACCUGUCGUCAUCCGAGAAGGCCCGUCUCCUCCACGAACUCCUCCUCGAAAGCUACCGCGCCUCCAAGGCUACGCCGCGAGAAGCUGCAGAUGCGGGCAAUAACUGCGCAGAGCGCGAGGACGGCUCCUCGUCGCCCCCGGCCGCGACCGCCGAGUUGAGGGAGGAGCCCGUACCCCAGGGCCCGCUCGAGUCCCUCCGCUUCUGGAACGGUCCGCUGAGUGAUUCGCCCACGCCCGAGAAGUUCGUCCUGAGCCACGCCGAUCUAUCUCCCUCCUAUGCACCUAUCCGCCGUGCCAAGAGCCACUCCAAUGUCCAGCUGUCCAGCGCCCAGACCGACUCUGCCACGGCCGAGACGGUACAUCCGCCACUAGGCUGCCAGCACUAUGAGAGGAAUGUCAAGCUACAGUGUGCUACCUGCAACAAGUGGUACCCGUGCCUCCUGUGCCACGACGCGCAAGAGGACCAUCGCCUGCCCCGCUUCGAGACGCGCCACAUGCUCUGCAUGCUCUGCGGCACCCCCCAGAAGGCUUCGGACCAGUGCGUCGGCUGCGGCGAGCUGGUUGCUCAGUACUACUGCAGCGUCUGUAAGCUCUGGGAGAAUCGUCAGUCGAAGCCGAUAUAUCACUGCAACGACUGCGGCAUCUGUCGCCGCGGCAUGGGCCUGGGCAAGGACUAUGUCCACUGCAUGACCUGCUGCGCAUGCAUCCCAACGUCGAUUGAGACGUCUCACAAAUGUAUCGAGAGGUCGACGGACUGCAACUGUCCCAUUUGUGGAGAGUACAUGUUCACGUCACCCCGACCCGUUGUCUUCAUGUCGUGCGGGCACAGCAUCCACAAGAAGUGCUACGACCAACACAUGAGCGUGUCCUACAAAUGCCCCAUCUGCAACAAGAGCCUGGCCAACAUGGAGUCGCAGUUCCGCAACCUCGACGUGGCCAUCCAGGGCCAGCCGAUGCCAGCCGAGUUCCGCGACACCAAGGCUCUGAUCCUCUGCAACGACUGCUCCGGCCGCAGCACCGUCCCCUACCACUGGCUCGGUCUCAAGUGCAGGAUCUGCCUCUCGUACAACACGGUCGAACUCCAGAUCCUCGGAGGCAACCAUGCCGGUCAGACCGGUCAAAACGCCGGCGACGACGCCAACGAUGCUACUGCCACUACCGCCCAACCAGAGGUACUCCAGCAGCAGCAGCUGAUAGCAGCAGUCGAGACGGGACAUCAUCAUAUCGGGGAUGCGCACAACCAUAACAACACCCCGCCCCAGAUCAGCCGGCGCAGACACUCAUCCCACGUGGCCAUGACACGCCGACCCUCGGACCUCAUCGCCACAUCGUAUCCGCCUGCCACGGUGCGGCUGGGACCAGAAGUGCCCCACAUCGAAUCCGAUACGGAAUCUGAGGACGGCAUCUUUGGGUUCUGGCGCGGGAGCUUCGUUGCUGCCGAUGACGACGAUGACGACGAUGACAGCUCCUACAUUGAGGACAGCAGCGACGGCACGUCUGAUGAGGACGGCAAUGGCGAGGAGGAGGAGGAAGAUGACGACGAUAACGACAUUCUUUUGAUUGGGCACCGAUGA
Molecule: messenger RNA, 2052 nt
Organism: Geosmithia morbida
Lineage: Eukaryota; Fungi; Ascomycota; Sordariomycetes; Hypocreales; Bionectriaceae
Product: Zinc finger, C3HC4 type (RING finger)
Exons: 2
Coding region: 1-2052 (683 amino acids)
Biological process (GO): protein ubiquitination; ubiquitin-dependent protein catabolic process
Cellular component (GO): nucleus
Molecular function (GO): ubiquitin protein ligase activity; zinc ion binding
Source: RefSeq, a predicted model, not a curated record